GUGCAGAGGGCCGUGGUCGUUUUCGAAAAUGCGGUCGGCGUUGCUCGUCGCGGGGGCCACCGCGACGGGGCUCGUUUCUUCCGUUAGCGGCAAUGACAAGAUCGCGAAAGUGGUGACGAUGCUGGAGGACAAAAAAACGGAAGUACAGGGCAACGUGGACGUCAUGAAAACCCAGUGGGCGUCUUUCAAGACAUGGUGCGACAGCACGUUUGCCAACACGCAGGAAGACAUUGACAACUUCUCGACAGAGAUAAAGCGACUGGAUGCUGACAUCGCGGGAAAGGAGCAACUGAUAGUAAAAUCACAAACGGCCAUUGACACGGCCACGACAGAAGCGUUUAAGGACAAGAAGGACGUGGCAGGUAUGAAGAAUUGUGCGGUCCUUCUCUCAUUUUUAAAGAAGGAGAAUAAAAGCUGACAUGCAGUUCUAGCAGUUCAGUUCUAAACAACUUUUUAUACGCAGCUUUUAUUGAUGUCGUUGAUCGUAUCGAUGGAACAUCACAAUGCAUCUAUCACACAAAGCUAUGGAGAAAGUAAGGGAAGCAGAGAAGAGCGCCUUCGUCGCUGCAGAAACUGAGCUCAACGACAGCGUAUGUUCGUGUGAAGACGAUUUUUCUCCUCUCGUUCUCCGUUAUACAUUUAGGGAUCAUCGUCAUGAACAUGAUCCCUUCGUGUGCAGCAUUUACUUGUGGUUUUGCAACCUAAAGAGAUUCGACACCUCACGAGAACUACGUCAAGAAAGAUCCUUUCACACCAAGUGCAUAGACUAUCUACGCGUGCGAGAAAGCCCGCGAAACCCUCCAGGCCACGCCGGACGCCAGUCCCGUCGCGGCAGAGUCGCUGUUGCAGCUGGCCAGCAAAGUUCCCUUCGGCACCACGAAAAGCAGUCACAAGGAGAUGAUCAUGAACCUGUUGGAAAUGGCCCAGGCACCCGCCGCGGGCAUUCCCACGCAGAAGGUGCAACAGCCGCAGGCCACGGAAUACGCCAUCACGCGCAACAAGGGCACCGACAAGGUGAUUUCCCUGUUGGAGGAACUGCAGGACGAGUAUCCAUAAAAAAGAUCCCUUUCCAUCCAAUGUGUCAUGCAGAACGUGCCUAAAGCUAAAACGAAUGGGGAUGGUUUUUUUUCUGUGGAUAACAAGUUCGAAGGCGAGCUGAAGGAACUCCAGUCCGCCGAGACCAAGAACAUCCAAAGUUUUGAGAUGCAAUCAGCCGCGACAAAGGAACACUUGCGGAUCCAGAAGGAGAUCAUCGCCGACGAGACCGCGGUCCGCACAAACAACGAAGCGGAGAAGGGAGAGCUGGAGCAGAGCCUGACUUCGAACAAAAACUCUUUGUCCGAAUCGAAGAAGUACCUCAAGGAAACAAGCCAGGAGUGCACGCAGAAGGCCGCGGACUUCAUUGCGGCGCAAAACAGCAUGCAGGAGGAGAUGACGGCGAUCGACAAGGCCGUGGAGAUCAUGUCCGGCACCGCGGUCAUACGCAUUGCAAACACGUCUGGGACUGGAUUGCGAAAUUUUAAGGACGAUGAGGAAUUGUGAUGCGUGAAUGUGAUUGGGCAGUUUUUUUUUGUCAUGCUGAUGUGAAACUCAGCAAUGAUUCCAAGCAAGAAAUUUGUGAUGCGUAGGUGCUGGACAAAAGAACACUGUGCCAUGCAUGACUCAGCAACACAAACUUGUUGCGUCUCUCCAGACCCAGAUCGAUAUUUGCUUUUCAUAGUUCACUACCGGCGGCAAGAAUCUCGCUUCCGAAGCCUCCGCGCAAGUCUUUCUGCAGCUGGCAACCACGUCGAAGCACUUCAACAACGCUAAGAUUGCGGCGUUUUUGAAAUCUGCGUCCCUGAAGGAGAACAGCCGGCUGCUGAUGCAGCUGGCGGCCAUGUCGCAGGACGGGCCGUUUGACAAGGUGAUAUGACAGUGCACAACUCCCCCUCCCCCUUAUUUGUAUAGCAUGAACGGCAAUACAAGCAUCAUCAAGAGCGCCGGUUCUGCGUGACAAAUUUACACCCGCUGGAGUGUAGUGCGAUUUGGGCUACCAGGACUUGUGAUGCAAACACUGCCAAGGGGAACCGACUGGGCUUGGGAUUUUGCAUGACAAAUGAGGGCAUGUUCGCAGUGCCUUGUGCACCCCUCGGACCCCGCACCCCCCCGGGCUUUAGCUGCGCAGUCUGUUAAGUAUGACAAACGAGGGGUAGGGGGGGCUGUGCACUUCCAUAGGUGAAGGGGUUGAUCGAGAAGGAAAUCAAGAAGCUGCAGGAAGUAUGGAUUGCAAAAAUGUCGGGGUCUGGAAGAUUGCAACUUGUAAUGCUGUCUUUAGAUCCCAAAAAAAUCUGCAUUGCAUGAUCAGCAACAGGACUCCAGUUUGUGUUACGCGGAGAGGGCAUUUUUCAUGCGGAAUAGGCACUAGGAAGGCCUCUAAAAAUCUGUGUUGCUAGAUCAUGCAUUAGAGGCAUCAAUCAUCAUACAAAAUAUGCAUGACAAGUUUACACUUUUCCAGACCCAGACAUUUUUGCACUUGAUAGGAGGAGGUGAUGCAGCGGCAAACGGAGAAGAACUGGUGCGACAAGGAAUAUCCGAGAAGAAAAUGUGUUAGUGUAACUUUCCUUGGCUGACAGCAUCACAAAUUUGCUCUACACAACAGAGACAACCUGUCAUGCGUGGCUUGUAAGGGAAAACCCUCGACGUGAAGAGAGGACUUCAUGGUUGUGCGGCAUGACAGGUGUGCGUCUGUUGCAUGUUCUGCAUUACAGAGUGAGACUUACACAGUUUUUGUCUUGGACAAGGAACAGGCGGCGAACAACCGCAAGAUCGAAAAGUUCACCACGGAGAAAGAGGACCAGACCACCGCCGUGGAGUCGCUCAUAUCAAAGGCAAAUAUGUCUGGGUCCUCUGGAAAGAAUGGGACUUGUGAUGCUAGCUGUCGAUCACACAAAAAUCUGUAUUGCUAUUCUUGCAAGAGAGGCAAAAGACACUCAGAUUGUUGCCCCCCGGAGAGGGCAUUUCUCAUGCAGGAUAGGCCUGAGCAAACGUUUGCGAAAGCUGUGAUGCUAGAGCCUGCCUCACAGGCAUCCAUCGGGAGCCAUGUCUAUUGUCUAUUGUACAAUUUGCAUGACAAACUCCCCAAACCUUCCAGACCCAGACAUAUUUGCAAUGCAUGCCUCACCGUCCGCGGCGAAACGCUGGAGGAAGAGAUCGCGGAGCUGACCAAGUCUAUCAAGGACAAGAAGAACGCCAUGAACGAGGCGACGUCGAUAUUACAGUGAAAAAUGCUUCCACCCCGGAAUUUGAAAAAGUUUGUGUUUGUCAUUGACAAAGUUUCCCAAGUCAAAGUUUUUUGUCUUGCAUGAGGGGAUGAUUCCGGGCCUUUCUGAUGCAGAAUCUAGGUGCGCAAGGGGUCUUUUGCAUCACAGACCCGGCUACUGUUGGGGUCUUAUGCAAUACAAAUCUUUGCUAUUCGCGAUUGCAAACCUGUGAUGCGGAUAGAUGCAAGCGGGUGAGUGUUUCAUUUUGAAAGGUUUGCAAUACAAAUGCUCCCAAGUUCGGGGGUGGGGGCAUUUUUCAGUGUAAUAGUCGAACCGAUUGGCGGAGAAGAAGGAGAACGAACGGAUCAUUUCCGAGUCCCGGGACGCAGAGGAGGCGGUCAAGAACGCCAUCGCGGUUUUGACGGAGUACUACGGCGAGUCCGGCAUCGGCGGCACUGCGCUGGUGCAGGAGGGCCAGAGCCCGAAGCCGGACUUUGCGGGCGGCGAGUACAGUUCCUCCGGGGAGGGCAUUCUGGGCAUGCUCACCACGAUCGAGGCGGACUUUUCGACGACCGCCUCGGAAACGGAGGCGGAGGAGGGCUCCGCGCAGGAGGCAUACGAGAAGUUCAUGAAAGAAAGCAAGGUAGAUGUGUUCGGAAAUUUUUUUUUCACUGCAAGACAAACUUUUCUUUUUGUCCUCACAUGCAUGAUAAACUCAAAUUACAUUACUUUCUGGUCGCAUUGCAGUGCUGGGAAAACUUGUGACUGUAGUUUAUGCUUUUACAAAACGCUGCUCGAUUUUCACUUGCAAUUAGACAUUCAUGCUUACAUCAUUUCACCAAUUGCAGAUCUUCCUCGCCGGCGCUGGCCCGGACCUCGAGAACAGCAAGUCGAAACUCGCCGAGACUAAACAGUCGCUUUUGGACGCACAGGACGCCGCGAAGGCCGCGACCGAGAACUUGGCCGCAGAGACGGAGUACAAGAACAAAACCAUCGAUCCAAAGUGCGUCAAAACCGGCGUUUCCGCGGAAGAGCGACAAGCCAAGCGUGACGCCGAAAUCCAGAGUCUGAAAGAGGCCCUGCAAAUUUUGAGUCAGACGGCGCCUUAGGAGGGUGUGGACAUUUUACUAAAACACGACGCGGUGAAGAUAGUUGUAAUGAAGUCCUCCGGCGUCUGAUUCCAUGUUAUUAUCGCGAAAGUGCAGCUCUAGAGGCUACAACUUUUCGGGUUGCGACGACGAGCGUUUCACAUCGUUUCUGUCCAAUACAAACCAUCGCGUGGUAAAGUACUGCACACCGAAUCUUUUCUAAAUACUUCGCAACUUGGCUUUCGAUAAUCUUUUCUAAAUACUUCGCAACUUUAUAAUCUUUUCUAAAUACUUCGCAACAAAAUUUUAGAACUUUUUUCUUCGCAAUGUGGACACUAAGUACUCAAAUUCAACCCUCGUGUUUGUGUUGGAAAGAACUGGUAGAAGUGGUGCGCGCGCAAUUCGGAAUGGUUGCUUUUCAUUGUAUGAUGCGUCAAACAUUUGGCCUCUCCCUGCGCUAACAUUCGAAAAUUUUACGGGCUGCUUUUUGCGGUAAAAUGUGGAUGAGCGAAGAUGAAAGUUAUAUCAUCUGUGUCAAAGCGAACUGCCCAAGAGAAGAACGCGACAAAGCCUGUUCUCGUGAUGGAUUCCAAGCAGAAUUUCAAUACGCUCUGACACCAUGGUUCUUGGGAUGCCAG
This is a messenger RNA of Amoebophrya sp. A120, 4968 nucleotides long. The record is from the annotation of a GenBank genome assembly. NCBI's taxonomy places the organism in Eukaryota, Dinophyceae, Syndiniales, Amoebophryaceae.